AUGAAUAAUCCAGCAGUGACAACGAGUGAAUUACGAGGUCGAACAGUUAUUGAACUUAUUACAAAUGAGACUUAUUAUUCAAAUACGUACUCACCUUUCGUCGGACCUAUCGACAUUGCAAUACAAGCUGUAUGCAAAAAUUACACAUUUUCUGAACUAUAUGAAAUUGGUGCAUUAUGCAAUGUGCUUAAAUGUAACAUAAGAAGUAUCUAUCCAAACAUUGACGUUCGAGAUUAUACAGCUAUCGCCAAUAAUAUCUUUAUGCCUCCUCCACCUAUUGUUGCUAACUGCGAAAUUAAAAUUUUGUGGUCACACACCUUAAACGAAAACGAAGCAAGAAUUGUAAAUAAUUCCACAUGGAGUCCGCAUCAUUUUGUUCCUCUUCUGUCACCAUGUGCUCAACGUGAAUUCGAUACUAAUAAUCAAACAGCGUCAAUUCUUGUGACUCCUGAAAAGCAAACAUUUAAGAAUAAUUCUGUUGUCCAAAUACGAAUUCCUGAAUUUCAAUUAACUCCUAGCAGACGUUUACGAAGUGAAAUUAACACACACACUGAUUCUCCUCAAUCGAUCAUAUUUGAUACAAAGUUGAAAGAUCAGAAUGGCAAAGAAGAACAACGUCAAAUUCGACUUGAAAAGAAACGAGAACGAGCUCGAUCUAAUCGAAUGAAUGAAACCGAAGAACAGCGCCAAAAUCGCCUUGAAAAAGAAAGACAACGCAAUCAUAGUAGUCGAAUGAAUGAAACAGAGGAACAACGCUGA
Rotaria sordida is the source of this 759-nucleotide messenger RNA. The record is from the annotation of a GenBank genome assembly. Lineage: Eukaryota; Metazoa; Rotifera; Eurotatoria; Philodinida; Philodinidae.